This is a messenger RNA of Sardina pilchardus (European sardine), 1218 nucleotides long. RefSeq names its product microtubule-associated protein 1A-like. Gene Ontology annotation, biological process: regulation of apoptotic process. Gene Ontology annotation, molecular function: GTP binding. NCBI's taxonomy places the organism in Eukaryota, Metazoa, Chordata, Actinopteri, Clupeiformes, Clupeidae. The transcript is spliced from 4 exons. The coding region runs from base 151 to 1218 and encodes 355 amino acids. The record is from RefSeq and is a predicted model, not a curated record.
CAUGAGAGAGACAAACAGAUAGAAGAGAGAGAAAAGAAAAUCAAGGAGAGAGACAAGAGGAUAGAAGAGAGAGAAAAGCAAAUCAAGGAGAGAGACAAGAGGAUAGAGGAGAGUGAGAAAACCUCCCAAGAGAAAGACAAACAACUACAGAUGAAAGAUUUGCAGAUUAAAGACGGAGAAAAUAAUCUCAAGGAGAAGAUGCAACUUCUGGAGGAGAACAAAACUACACUGAUGAAGAUGGAGAAGAUGUUGGAGGACAAGAAAAGAGAGGUGGAGAAGAUGUUAAAACAACUAGAGCAGAAACAUAAAGAGGUGGAGAAGAUGACACAGCAGCUAGAAGAGAAGAACAAAGGCAUGGAGAGGAUGAACCAACAACUUGAUGAGAAGAAUAAACUCCUCCAUCAAAGAGACACAGAACUGGGGAACAUGACUAGACAAGAGAGGGAGAAAGAGAGUCUACUGGAGAACAUGACCAGUGAGUUGGAGACCAGUAGAACACAACUGGAGUCACUGGAAAAGGACCUGCAGGACAGAAACAGCCAACUACAGGACCUGAGAACCCAACUGCAGGAACAUGAGAGGGAGCUGGAGGAGAGAACCAAACAGCUGGAGGAGAGAGACAAACAGAUGGAGGAGAGAGACACACAGCUGGAGGAGAGAGACAAACAGCUGGAGGCUAGAAGCAAAAAGCUGGAGGAGGAAGAGAGAGAGAGUCAGCAUCUGACUGGGACAGGCAGGCAGAAUUUCUUCUCCAAGCACAAGCAUGACCUGCAAACUCGCCUUCCCAGUGUGCUUGCCCCCAUCUUGGCCUCCCUCCAUCAAAAGCACGUUAUUAAUGACUGUGAGCGGCAGGACUUGGGCAACAUUACCAUCAGUGUAAAUCAGAACUAUAAACUGCUGAACAUGAUAGAGAAUAAAGGAGCCAGAGCACAAGAACUGUUCUAUGAAGCACUAAAGAAAGCUGACCCAUUCCUGGUGGAGGAGCUGGAAGGACCUCACGCCUUCCUCCUGGUGAUUCCAGUGGAGUCGUCUGAAGGGGAGGAGAGGAGGAUGCUGGAGAAAAUGAAGGAUAUGUUUGGGGAGGGAUGUUGGGGAUAUACACUGAUCCUCUUCACUCAUGCUGAGGGGCUGAGAGAGAGGAGUGUGGAGGAGUUGCUCCAGACAGGGAGCCAGGAGCUCCAGCAGCUGAUGCAGCGAGAUAAGACCUUUAUCGCAUGA